AUGUCGAAGACUAAGGUUUCCUCCAAGGCUGAGAAGCCCAGCAAGACCUUGAAGGUCAAGGACGCUGCCCCCAAGGUUACCAAGAAGGUCGCCACCAAGGAGGAGAAGUCCAAGAAGAACAAGAAGAAGGAGCCUACUCCCAGCAGCUCCGAGUCUGAGUCCGAGAGCGAGGAGGAGUCCUCCAGCUCCAGCGAGUCUGAGGAUGAGAAGCCUGCCAAGAAGGAGGUCAAGAAGGUUGCCAAGAAGGAGGAGUCUUCCUCCGAGUCCGAGUCCGACAGCGAUGAGGAGAUGAAGGAUGGUUCUUCCAGCUCCAGCGAGUCUGAGGAUGAGAAGCCUGCCCCCAAGAAGGCUGAGAAGCCCGCCAAGAAGGCCGAGAAGAAGGUCGAGUCUUCCUCCGAGUCUGAGUCUUCUGACUCUGAGUCCGAGUCCGAGGACGAGAAGCCCGCCAAGAAGGCCGAGAAGAAGGAGGAGUCUGACUCCGACUCCAGUGACAGCGAGUCUGAGUCCGAGGCUAAGGCCGAGAAGGAGUCUUCCGACUCUGACAGCUCCGACUCUGAGUCUGAGUCUGAGGACAGCGAGGACACUGCCAAGGCCUCCAAGAAGCGCAAGGCUGAUGACGAGGUCGAGGCCCCCGCUAAGAAGACCAAGACCGCUGAGGUUCCCGAGGGUGCUUCCGCCAACCUGUUCGUCGGCAACCUGUCCUGGAACGUCGAUGAGGAGUGGCUCCAGCGCGAGUUCUCCGAGUUCGGCGAGGUUUCUUGCCGUGUUGUGACUGACCGUGAAUCCGGCCGCUCCCGUGGUUUCGGUUACGCUGAGUUCGCUGAGAUUGCUGAUGCCGUUAAGGCCUUCGAGGCCAAGAAGGGUGCCGAGCUUGAUGGCCGUACCAUCAACUUGGACUACGCCACUGCCCGCCAGAACAACCAGGGUGGUGACCGUGCCCAGGCUCGCGCCAGUGCCUACGGUGACCAGACCAGCCCCGCCUCCGACACUCUGUUCGUUGGCAACCUGCCCUUCAGCGCUACUGAGGAUGCUCUGCGUGAUGUCUUCGCUGAGCAGGGUAGCAUCCUGGGCAUCCGUCUGCCCACUGACCCCGAGUCCGGUCGCCCCAAGGGUUUCGGUUACGUUCAGUACUCCUCCGUUGAGGAGGCCCAGGCUGCCCACAGCCAGCUUGCUGGCACUGAGAUCGACGGCCGUCCUCUGCGCCUCGACUUCAGCACUCCCCGCCCUGCUGGUGGUGACCGUGGUGGCUUCGGUGGCCGCGGCGGUGGUGGUGGUUUCGGUGGUCGUGGCCGUGGUGGUCCCCGUGGUGGUGGCCGUGGUGGCCGCGGUGGCUUCGGUGACCGUGGUGGUCGCGGUGGUGGCUUCGGUGGCCGCGGUGGCCUCAACAAGGCCAAGGGUUCCAUCCCUGAGUUCAAGGGUACCAAGGUUACCUUCUAA
This is a messenger RNA of Penicillium pulvis, 1437 nucleotides long. RefSeq names its product putative nucleolin protein Nsr1. The transcript has 2 exons. The record is from RefSeq and is a predicted model, not a curated record. Lineage: Eukaryota; Fungi; Ascomycota; Eurotiomycetes; Eurotiales; Aspergillaceae. Bases 1 to 1437 code for a protein of 478 amino acids. Gene Ontology annotation, molecular function: RNA binding.